This is a messenger RNA of Effrenium voratum, 554 nucleotides long. NCBI's taxonomy places the organism in Eukaryota, Dinophyceae, Suessiales, Symbiodiniaceae. The record is from the annotation of a GenBank genome assembly.
GAAAAGCUGCCCCCCCCCCCCCCCCCGCCAUGCCGGGCGCUGGAGACCUCGGACACCUGUGGCCGAGUGCAAGCGGCAGGAGACCUUCCUGGCUCGAGCUUCCGCAAGAGCUGUGGCUUGCAAAGCCGCGCAGGGCCAGCGCUGCUUUUUCCUUCCUGGAUGCCCCAGCCACGGUGCGGCACCCGGCCAGCUUUGGCCACAAGGAGGAGCUGGACAAGAAAGCAGGUCAGGCUGCAACGGGCGCUUUGGAUUAUGCGUACAAUGCCGAGAUUCAGAGCGUCAAGGCAGAUUACAAAGCUGACCUAGCCGAGGAUGAAGUCGAGGAGGCGGAGUCGUGGGAGGACUAUGAGCUGUCGCUGCUGGCCUUCCUGUCGCUGGUCAUGGUGGGCACGACUGGAUGGCUGUACAACCAGUACCAGCGCUGGCUGGGCAUGAAGAAGACCAUGGCCGAGCAGUACCACAACCGCACGAGCCAGUGAGCGAAGCGAGCGAAGUGCUGAGCCGCGAAGGUGGUCGCGUGGGUUUUCAAAGCUGCAAGACCCGUUGGCUUCCCA